AUGCCUGUCUUUGAAGAUAGACCGUCGUUCCUAUACGAAGUUUGGGCUCUUUAUGGCGUUGGGACGCUCAUUCUGCUUACUCGAUUCGCCGUGCGGUUCAAGACGGUCGGAUGGCGUGGGUUCCAGGGGGAUGACUUCUUUUCGGCACUCGUUUUGAUAUUCUUUGCCAUGGAUGGAUUUACCGUCCACCUGAUAUAUUACCUGGGAACAAACCUCGAGGCAAACUUUUACGCAAAAACACACACAUUGACCGACUCCAUCAUCAAAGAUUGUGUGAAGGGUUCGAAACUGGAGUUUGUCGCUUGGUAUUCAUACACUUCUCUCAUCUGGUCGCUCAAGGGGACCAUGCUCUUCUUCUUUUCUCGAAUCACCAUUGGAACCUGGCAUAGUAUUCUUGUCAAGACGGCAUCCGUUUGUUGCGCUGUCUCCUACUUGGCCGUUUUCCUCACCGUCACGUUUGGAUGCUUUCCUACACGCAAGAACUGGCAGGUUGUUCCUGACCCUGGAGAGAAGUGCACGUUCCGGAGGCAAAACCUCGUGGUGACCACGGUGCUCAAUGUCUUGACCGACUCUAUGAUAUUGGGUAUUCCACUGCCGCUGCUGUGGAAGCUUCAAAUCCCCCUUCGAAGGAAAAUUGUCAUCGGCCUCCUUCUAUCGUCUGGACUCUUCGUCAUCGCCGCCGCCAUCAUCCGCGCAACUCUCACACUCUCAGCCCAUCCAUCCGCCCUCGCUGUAAACGAAUGGGGCGUCCGCGAAACACUCGUCGGCAUCAUCACCGUCAACAUUCCCAUCCUACGACCCAUGUUCAAACGCUCAUUCUGGUCUUGGCAAAACAACACAAAUAUCAGCUCCUCCUUCCGAACAACGACAGGAGCCGGCAAGUCAACAGAUAUCACAGGGCCGUAUGAACUCACGCCGAGUAUCGCCGAGGGAUCCAAGCCAAGCGAUCGCGGUAGUCAAGAGUCCAUCUUCAAAAAGGACAGUGUUUCUAUGGCGGCCGUCGUGGUCAAGACUACGUACGAUGUGACUCAUGAAACAGCCAUUGAUGAGGAUGAGUCGUGGUCCGGUUGUGCCUAUGACAACGGCUGGGAUUACGGCGUCGGUUCCACUGACACCGGUACCACUGGUGACGGUCCUCCAGCGAAGCCCGACGAUCCCAAAGCUCCCGUGCAAGAGUACUUCUGGCCCGUCCUCCGCAAGCACGGCCUUGGCCAAGCCGAACCCGGUGAACGUCCCGUCAAGUGCGCCUGUCCCAUCUGCUACGACCACAUCAGCAUGGCCGGCCUCUCGACCCCCGAAGAAGGAGGCAAGCAAGGCCUCAUCGCUCCCUGUGGCCAUGAUCCCGACAACUACGAGUUCACUGAACGCAAGUGCCCGGUGUGCCGUCUUCUGCUCCAGUGCUACUCGUGCACCCACACGGUCAUGAAGGAGCCCAUCCCCGACGCCACCUGUGAUGUCGAAGAGCUCGAAUGCGUCCCCAAUUCCAUGACGGAGACCUCUGUGCCGUACCAGGCCAUCUGUGUCGAGUGCUGUUUCACCUUUGACGAUAUCUUGAAUGUUGAAGAGCUGUAG
Messenger RNA from Fusarium keratoplasticum, 1572 nucleotides. RefSeq lists its product as uncharacterized. The transcript is spliced from 13 exons. Bases 1 to 1572 code for a protein of 523 amino acids. The record is from RefSeq and is a predicted model, not a curated record. Lineage: Eukaryota; Fungi; Ascomycota; Sordariomycetes; Hypocreales; Nectriaceae.